AUGAUGACCAGGGACGUGCUGUUAGACCUGGAGCUGGACGAGGAGGACGACGAGGAUGGAGAUAUCGUGUUGGAAAACUUCGGUCAGAUGGUUGGCUCCAGCUUUGGAACUCAGGAAAGCCAGCUUGACUUCCGAUCCCCGGAAUUUGAAGAAUUUAACGGGAAACCCAACUCACUCUAUUUUAAUGACGGCCAGCGAAGAAUCGACUUUGUUCUAGUGUAUGAAGAUGAGAGUAGAAAAGAGAACAAUAAAAAGGGUUCAAAUGAAAAACAAAGGAGAAAGAGACGAGCGUAUGAAUCUAACCUCAUCCAUGAUGGCCUGCACCUAGAAGCAACCAGAUCGGUCUUGGAUGACAGGCUGGUGUUUGUGAAGAUCCAUGCCCCGUGGGAGGUGUUGUGUACAUACGCGGAGUUGAUGCACAUCAAACUGCCCCUGAAACCCAACGAUCUGAAGACCCGCUCUUCGGCCUUCGAUAACUUCAACUGGCUCGGCAAAGUCCUCCAGGUGGAUGAGAGCAUCAUCAAGCCAGAGCAGGAGUUUUUCACGGCCCCCUUCGAGAGGAGCCGGAUGAAUGAUUUCUAUAUUCGUGACAAAGAGACCUUCUUUACCCCCGCCACCAGAAGCCGCAUUGUUUACUUCAUCCUCUCUCGAAUCAAGUAUCAAGUAAGCGACAACGUUAAAAAGUUUGGAAUUAACAAACUUGUGAGCUCCGGGAUCUACAAGGCAGCAUUCCCUCUCCACGAUUGCAACUUCAGCUACCCGUCCGAGGACUUCACCUGCCCCAACGAGCGGUACCUCCUGUACAGGGAGUGGGCGCAUCCUCGGAGCAUCUACAAAAAGCAGCCCUUGGACCUUAUCAGGAAAUAUUAUGGAGAGAAGAUUGGAAUCUAUUUUGCGUGGCUGGGCUAUUACACUCAGAUGCUCUUCCUGGCAGCAAUAGUGGGCGUGGCUUGCUUUCUCUACGGAUAUCUGAAUCGAAAUAACUGCACGUGGAGCAAAGAAGUCUGUGAUCCUAAUAUUGGUGGCAACAUCAUAAUGUGUCCUCAGUGUGAUAAGCUUUGUCCAUUCUGGAAGCUCAAUAUUACUUGCGAGUCCUCACAGAAAUUGUGCAUCUUUGACAGUUUUGGAACCCUAGUCUUUGCAGUAUUUAUGGGAGUCUGGGUUACCUUGUUUUUGGAGUUCUGGAAGCGGCGCCAGGCAGAGCUUGAGUACGAAUGGGACACGGUUGAGUUACAGCAAGAAGAACAGCCCCGGCCGGAAUAUGAGGCCCGGUGUACUCACGUGGUGAUAAAUGAGAUCACUCAGGAAGAAGAGCGGGUUCCCUUCACUACCUGGGGAAAAUGCAUACGCGCCGUCGUCUGCGCAAGUGCUGUCUUAUUCUGGAUCCUAUUGAUCAUCGCUUCAGUCAUUGGGAUCAUCGUCUAUAGACUCUCGGUGUUCAUUGUGUUUUCUGCCAAACUUCCCAAGAACCUGAAUGGAACAGACCCAAUCCAGAAGUAUCUGACCCCACAGACAGCCACAUCCAUCACCGCUUCCCUCAUCAGCUUCGUCAUCAUCAUGAUCCUCAACAUGAUCUAUGAAAAAGUGGCGAUCAUGAUUACCAAUUUUGAGCUCCCACGGACCCAGACCGAUUACGAGAACAGCCUCACCAUGAAGAUGUUCUUGUUCCAGUUUGUCAACUACUACUCCUCGUGUUUCUACAUCGCCUUCUUCAAGGGCAAAUUUGUAGGUUAUCCCGGAGACCCAGUGUACUGGCUGGGAAAAUACAGGAAUGAAGAGUGUGACCCAGGUGGCUGUCUCCUUGAACUGACAACGCAGCUGGCAAUCAUCAUGGGAGGAAAGGCAAUCUGGAAUAACAUACAAGAGGUGUUACUUCCCUGGGUCAAGAAUCUAAUUGGUCGAUGCCGCACGGUUUCGGGUUCGGAAAAGAUAACCCCGCGAUGGGAACAGGACUACCAUCUGCAACUCAUGGGAAGACUGGGACUAUUUUACGAGUAUCUUGAAAUGAUUAUUCAGUUUGGCUUUGUCACCUUAUUUGUGGCCUCUUUUCCACUGGCCCCUCUGUUGGCUCUGGUGAACAAUAUAUUGGAGAUAAGAGUGGACGCGUGGAAAAUGACUACCCAGUACCGACGCAUGGUGCCAGAAAAAGCCCAGGACAUCGGAGCGUGGCAGCCCAUCAUGCAAGGAAUCGCAAUUCUGGCUGUGGUGACCAACGCAAUGAUUAUUGCUUUCACGUCAGACAUGAUCCCCCGCCUGGUGUAUUACUGGUCCUUUUCUGUCCCACCUUAUGGAGACCACACCCAAUUCACCAUGGUGGGAUACAUCAACAAUACUCUCUCCAUCUUCAACAUCGCAGACUUCAAAAACAGAAGCAAGGGAAAUCCAUACAUUGGGCUUGGUAACUACACCACGUGCAGGUAUCGUGAUUUCCGGUACCCUCCCGGGCACCCUCAGGAGUAUAAACACAACAUCUACUACUGGCACGUGAUCGCGGCCAAGCUGGCUUUCAUCAUCGUCAUGGAGCAUGUCAUCUACUCUGUGAAAUUCUUCCUGUCAUAUGCAAUUCCAGAUGUAUCGAAAAGCACGAAGAGCAAGAUCAAGAGAGAAAAAUACCUAACCCAAAAGCUUCUUCAUGAGAAUCACCUCAAAGACAUGACCAAAAACAUGGGGGUUAUAGCUGAGACCAUCAUGGGAGCAGCAGAUAACCAUUUACGACCCAAAUUAGAAUAA
Pipistrellus nathusii (Nathusius's pipistrelle) is the source of this 2730-nucleotide messenger RNA. Lineage: Eukaryota; Metazoa; Chordata; Mammalia; Chiroptera; Vespertilionidae. The record is from the annotation of a GenBank genome assembly.